GAUGUCAAAUUGACGCAACUUAACGUUUAGCUAUACGACCUGAAACUUUACAUGAAAAAUGGAUUCUUGUACGGGAGAGCUUGUUAACAAGAUUGAAGGAGCAGAACCUUCACCUGAGCCCUUGGAGGGAACAGAAACUGUCCCCAAAAAAAUGUUGACCAAAGAAGAGUUACCUUCGGCAGCGUGCUGCCGUCUCUGCGCUCAUGGGGCUGAGCUUGACGACGACGAUGGUGAGCUGGACAACAAUACUAAGGAAUUCCUUCCCCUUUUCGACGAGGACACGAGCGUAGCGUCAACACCAGAGACGAAAUCUCAAAUUCCCAUUCACAGACUGAUAAACAAGUAUUUGCCAAUUGAGGUUUUGGAAUCAGAUUCCUGUUAUCCUAAAUUCAUCUGCCGGAAAUGUUUCAUAUGUGUCGAAAAAUGUAUCGAGUUUUUCAACAAAAUUUGUGAGGGACAACGAUUGCUAGCAAAUAUUUUAAAUUUCUUAAAAAAUGACCUUCCUGCCAAACUACUUGAGCAACCGACAUUUUCUGAUGACAACCCACUGCAUAAGGCAGCCAAACGACGCGGAAGGCCCAGAAAGAAACCAGCGCAAGAACAAACAGUCUUUAACAAUUGUUCUUCAAUAGAUGAUGAGAACAUGGUCGACACAAAUAUUCAGAAAGUAACCUCUGAAAGAAGAACAAAACGACAAAGCCGUCCUCCAGUUAGAUACGUAGAUGAAGUGAUACCUACAACUCUUAAAAGUGAGGCAAUUUCCCAGGACGAAGAAGAAGAAGACCUCCAGAAAUCUAGCUCUUCGGUUGUUAUAUUGCCUUUAAGAACAACUGUUUCCAACAAUGAAACUUUCUUCCAAUCUCCAUUAAAUCAGCUAAUGGAUUUGGAAAAGUUGGACAUAUUGAUGGCUGAUGAUGUUACUUAUACAGUUUCGAGAAUUGUGACAGAUAUGCCAGACAAAAGCAGUACUUCUCCUGAUGCGAUAUCUUCACAUCCCAAGUUAAGUGACGGAGUUGUGCUACUCGGAGCUACAGGAAAAUAUAAAGAGAAAAACUUGCAUCCGUUAGAAGAAUUUGGCGAAAAUUCAAGUGAUAGUAAAGAUCCAACCGUGAAAUUACGAGACAUUCAUCGGCAUAAAAGGCCUGCUAAAAGAAAAAAGAAGAAACCUGAGAGAAAAAAUGUAACAAAAUUUCAGUGUGAACAGUGCCCUAAGAUAUUCAACCAUACAUCUUCGUUAGUUUAUCAUCGUUUAUCCGCACAUGAAAAGACCAAAAAUUUUAUAUGCACAGUAUGUGGACGAGGCUUCGCUCAUAAACAGCUCCUUAAUAAUCAUAAAUACGUUCAUGCGGACGGAAAAUAUUUUAAUUGUGACGUUUGCCCAGCAAAGUUCAAAAGCAACGCCAGUUUGUACACUCAUAAAAAGUCGAGGCAUUCAGCCGUCAGGGAACAUACGUGCGAUGUUUGUGGAACUCAAUUUAGUUUAAAGUCCUCUUUAGUUGGCCAUAUGAGACUUCAUACAGGCGAAAAGCCCUAUCACUGUGAAUUUUGCGAAAAGAAAUUUGCCCAACGAAGUAACCUUCGAGAACAUCGGAGAACACACACGGGAGAAAAACCCUACGGUUGCUCCGAAUGCCAAAAAUCCUUUACUACUGCGUCCCAACUACGAAGUCAUAAGUUUUGUCACUCAAAUGAGAAAGUUCACUUGUGUCAAGUGUGUGGAAAAGGAUUUAGUCAUGCCGAAAAUUUUAAGUAUCACAUGAGGCGACAUAAUUCAGAAAAGCCUGCUCAAUGCCCGAUUUGUAAAAAAACAUUCACAGAAACGUGGACACUUAAAAAGCACAUUCGGCUACACACCGGAGAGAAGCCAUACCGGUGCGAGGUGUGUAACAAGGUAUUCUCUGAUCCCUCAAAUUUCGCCAAACACCAACGAAUUCAUUCCGCCGAACAAAAGAUUGAAACUCUUGCCGAAACGGAGCAGUCAAUGGAAGAGUAUUUACUAACUGAUACUAUAAACAAUGAUGAUGUUGUUGAUGAUAAUCUCAUAUGUGAUGAUGCCGAACUCUCCAACACCAAUACUAAUACUAUUGAUGAAACCGCAAGGACGGAACAGCUUGAUGUGGAAGAAGGUUCGGGAAGUUACAUUACGGCUGAACGACCACCUUCAUCAUUAGUACAGAUUUUAAACUCGGACGACUUGACAUUUAGAACAUUAGCUCAAGACGACGAAGCUGAGCAAGUUAUUUACGUCUAUUCUGGUCCAGGCGGACCAUUGUUCACCUUUGAUUUACCGGAUGAGCCUUCUCAUUCGCAGCAACAAGAGAUUUCAGUUGAAGACGAUGGAAAUUUAGGCGUUGGUCCUUUGGAAUCUUUUAAUCCAAAUGACAUAGAAGCUCACUACUACAGUUUACAAACUGUUGGGGAUUCUACCAUUGCUGUUCCUAUUCAAAUACCGCUUACGCAACUCGGGUCUCAUCAUUUUGGAAAUUCAAGUCUUUCCCAAACCAAUCGAAUGAUGGUGGAUGGACGAUUAACUGUCGAUGGGGACAGCGUUUCUUUAAUGUUAAACAAUAAGGCUUGCACGUCCGAAUCAACAUAAUUUUCACAAUUUUAACCUUACUAAAUUUUCAUACAAUUUGACGAUGGAGGAUAUAUAAGUUUAGAAUUUUCUCAUAAUUUUAUUGACGAAUAGAUAAGUCGCAAUAGCUUACAAUUCACUAAUUUUAAUCAAUCCGCCCAUGAAUUGAUCGGCAUUUUUCAUAUACAAUGUUUCAAUUCAAGUUUACCUGAUAAAAUAAUAAAAAUUAAAUUAAAAUAAAAAUAA
Messenger RNA from Folsomia candida, 2821 nucleotides. RefSeq lists its product as uncharacterized. Gene Ontology annotation, molecular function: DNA-binding transcription factor activity, RNA polymerase II-specific; zinc ion binding; RNA polymerase II cis-regulatory region sequence-specific DNA binding. NCBI's taxonomy places the organism in Eukaryota, Metazoa, Arthropoda, Collembola, Entomobryomorpha, Isotomidae. The transcript is spliced from 8 exons. Gene Ontology annotation, cellular component: nucleus. The record is from RefSeq and is a predicted model, not a curated record. Gene Ontology annotation, biological process: central nervous system development; regulation of transcription by RNA polymerase II. Bases 59 to 2596 code for a protein of 845 amino acids.